AUGACCUCACUUCGGGGCCGCUGGCCUCUCCUCUUCCUCUUUUGCAUCAGCCUUUUUACUCUCUGCGAUGCCUCCAGUCCAAAACGCCGCAGUUUGUUCCAGCCAAUUCAGUCCAAACCGCGCCAAAAGACGUCCGAAUUGCGCGGAAACUCCAGUAUUGCCGACAUCGCAGCCAGAGACAUCUUCGAUCCCUUCUCGACCUCUCUUGAGAAACGCCAGUACACUUGCCCAUCCGGCUAUUCGCUCUGUACAACUUCCCGCCGCUGCUGCCCCUCUCCCGCCGACGCCUGCUGCAGCGACGGGACGUGUGUCAUCCGCGGCACGGAGGAGUGCUGUCUCACUGGCGGCGCAUGUCCCGAGGGUCAGUCCUGCUGCCGCGAUGGAUGCAUACCCGCCGACGGAAAAUGCUGUUCCGUCGGCGACGGUUACUGCGAGGCCGACGAGAAGUGCUGCUCGAAUGGGGUCACCUGUGCCCCGUUAGAUGGCGAGUGCUGUAAUGUCCGGGGGUACUGUCCGAGGGGACAGAGAUGCGUUGUACUCAAUGGAGAGCGGGGUUGCUGUCCGCUGUCCGGGUGCUAUUCGACCGAUUAUGAUUCUGACGACGAUGACGACGACGAUGACGAGGAGACAUCAAUAACCACUUCUUCAUCCUCAUCGUCAGUAACUACCUACACCCAAAUCAUCUACUGGUACUACUGGGUCUACUGGUAUAUCGAAGUAUGGUGGUACAUCGAAAUCGACAUCCAGACGAGCACACUGUCACUUACGUCUUCGUCGACGCGGACAUCUUCCACGGCCACGGUCUCAGCGUCGAACUCCGCGGCCGCGAGCUCGAUCUUCGAGGGCAUCAGUGAGAGUGUCAGUGCCUCGGCAACCACGACGCCGGAUCUAGAUGACGUGCCGACCAGGACGACGACUACCACAACGGCCGGGCCGACUUCGACAGAUGACGCGGAUUCUGACUCUGGACCUGUAGUUACUGGUGGGUCGGGGCCGACUGGUGACUCUUCAGGUGGUGUAAACGAGACUUCUGUGCCCAAUGUUGACAAGGCUGCCAGUUUGAGUAGUGAAGGAAUGUGGGCGACGGGGGUUCUCAUUCCGAAACAUCGACUAGCACCCAAGUACAAUGCCCUUCGCCCGCUAUAUUCGGUCCACACGCAGAUCACGGCACAUCCCGUCAAUUCCUUCCGCCCACGCUAUACUGCGAACCGCGAAUUAUGUUAA
This is a messenger RNA of Aspergillus nidulans FGSC A4, 1224 nucleotides long. RefSeq lists its product as uncharacterized. Lineage: Eukaryota; Fungi; Ascomycota; Eurotiomycetes; Eurotiales; Aspergillaceae. The record is from RefSeq and is a predicted model, not a curated record. Bases 1 to 1224 code for a protein of 407 amino acids. The transcript is spliced from 4 exons.